CCGGAAACGUAUCCAUCAUUAAACCCCAGCCCAAGAUCAUCUCGAUGGUAUCAAAAAGGGAGACCGGCUACUAGCAACGCGAAUACAGUCUGGACAAGUGGCAGCUUCGUGUUGACACAAGAAGAUUAACAGUGCACAAUUGGUGAUGACUCCGACGUGAUCGCUAUCCCCUCGGGAAUUUGGAAGCUACCCAUGCUCGCCAUUGAUGACAAGUUUCCAUCAUCCAUCUACUUUUGCCUCCCAAGCUCCGUUCUCGCUUGUACCCCUUACAUUCGUCCCGCCGUACCGCAGCACGUAGGUAUGCUAGUGCUGCGUACGCUCGUACCUACCCCUAGCUUCCUCCCACGUUUUUCCAAGCCACCCCUCGCCAGUCUCGUUUGGGAUUCUUGAGGGUUCAGGUCAGAUGUACGAUUCUGACAGCGAUUGCCUAGGUCGCGGUUGUCCUGACUUUAUGCGAUGAUGGUUUACUCGUUCGAUGUGACGGCAGUUGAAUGAACAUCAUCGUCUGUCAUGG
Molecule: messenger RNA, 514 nt
Organism: Neurospora hispaniola
Lineage: Eukaryota; Fungi; Ascomycota; Sordariomycetes; Sordariales; Sordariaceae
Exons: 1
Coding region: 193-390 (65 amino acids)
Source: RefSeq, a predicted model, not a curated record